GAUUCAUGCUGUGGUUCAUCUGAUGGAGACAUAGCCCUACCUGAACCACCUCGCAAGAAAUCGACGCCCUACCAUUGGUCUACACUUCUGAUAGCUGCUACCAUAUAAAUAGGACACUCGUUUACAUACUUAUUUGCGCCAUAGCUGCCACAGGUUAGAAUCCAAAUACAACUUGAAUCUCGCAGCGAAGAGGCUGAAAGCGCAGGCUCAUUUUUGCCAAUAUGGACGCCCCUGCCAACGAAUCGACCCACCUCACCUGGGGUAAUGUUGGCCUCGGUUUCUCCUUUAUUCUCUUUGAUGCUUUCGUCUCCACGUCGUUUGGUUUGGGAGUCGGUAGUUCACUCGUAACUUCUGCGGUACGUUGUAUCGUGCAGCUUGGAAUCGUCGCAUUGCUCUUGCAGAGGGUAUUCGAAACCAAUAAUCCAUGGGCAGUUGGUGGUAUUGCUUGUUUACUGAAUCUCUUAGGGACAUUUGAGACAGUGGUGAACAAGUCGAAAAAACGGUUCAACCACAUGUUUCCCUCCGUGCUGUUGAGCAUGAUAGCUUCCACGAUACCGGUAUCGAUAAUUGGAAUAAAAUAUGCCAUGUCCAUAGAUCCGUUCUGGAAACCGGAGCAAUAUAUUCCCAUUGUGGGCAUGCUGUGUGGUGGCACAAUCUCUGGAAUUGUCGUAUCUAUCACUUAUGUCCUCAAGGAGUUACACGAUAAUCGCGACAAAGUAGAAACUUAUCUCGCAUUCGGAGCUUCCAGGUUCGAAGCUUGCAAGCCUAUAGCACGCGACGCAUUGAGGUUGGCUUUGACUCCUACCAUCAACCAAAUGAGUGUCAUUGGAAUCAUCGCCAUCCCCGGAAUGAUGACUGGUGCUAUCCUUGGAGGUUCCUCGGUCAGUCAAGCCGCGAAGCUGCAAAUGGUGAUCAUGUUCAUGAUCUCUGCGUCCACCGCACUCGCAUCGAUUAUUUCGACCGUGCUGACGCUUGGUAUGGUCGUGGAUAGCGACCAUAGGAUACGCAGCGACAGGAUCGAUGUACGGGAACACGCUUUGUGGAGAGGUAGGAAUUGGGUUCUUGGGAAGAUUGCCAGCGGGUUCUGGGUCAUGGUGGGACCAGUAACUAGACCAUUCAAGAAAAAGUCCACCCUUGAAAACGGCGAGGAAGGGCAGAGACUCCUGGGAUAAAUGGAGAGUCAAUAAUAUAGAUAUAUAACUUGAAUUCUGAUAAACAUUGAUUACUGAAUUACUGAGCUUUGCAAUCGAUUGUUCUUUGUCGUGGAC
Serpula lacrymans var. lacrymans S7.9 is the source of this 1268-nucleotide messenger RNA. RefSeq lists its product as uncharacterized. The record is from RefSeq and is a predicted model, not a curated record. Bases 222 to 1172 code for a protein of 316 amino acids. The transcript is spliced from 7 exons. Lineage: Eukaryota; Fungi; Basidiomycota; Agaricomycetes; Boletales; Serpulaceae.